This is a messenger RNA of Saccostrea cuccullata (small rock oyster), 2547 nucleotides long. RefSeq names its product multiple epidermal growth factor-like domains protein 6. Gene Ontology annotation, molecular function: scavenger receptor activity. The transcript has 20 exons. The record is from RefSeq and is a predicted model, not a curated record. The annotation marks the transcript as partial. Lineage: Eukaryota; Metazoa; Mollusca; Bivalvia; Ostreida; Ostreidae.
AUGAAUAUUAUAGAAUGUGUUGACGGUUACUAUGGCCUGAAUUGCAGUACUCAGUGUGGAAAUUGUCAUCAAGGACUUUGUAACAAGAAUAAUGGAUCCUGCCAAACUGGUUGCAACUUGAACUGGAGAGAACCUCUCUGCCAAGAAUGUGUUGACGGUUACUAUGGACAGAAUUGUAGUACUAGAUGUGGUAAUUGUCAAGAGGGAUAUUGUGACAAGACGACCGGAAGUUGUUUAUCUGGUUGUAAACUGAAUUGGAAAGAACCUCUUUGUCAAGAAUGUGUUGACGGUUACUAUGGACAGAAUUGUAGUACUAAAUGUGUUAAUUGUCAAGAGGGAUAUUGUGACAAGAAGACAGGAAGUUGUUUAUCUGGUUGUAAACUGAAUUGGAAAGAACCUUUUUGUCAGGAAUGUGGAGACGGUUUCUAUGGCCUGAAUUGCAGUACCCAGUGUGGAAAUUGUAAAAAUGGAUUUUGUGACAAGAAAAACGGAUCCUGCCAAACUGGUUGCAAUUUAAACUGGAAAGAACCCCUCUGCCAAGAAUGUGUUGACGGUUACUAUGGCCAAAAUUGUAGUACCAGAUGUGGUAAUUGUCGAGAGGGAUAUUGUGACAAGACGACCGAAAGUUGUUUGUCUGGUUGUAAACUGAAUUGGAAAGAACCUCUUUGUCAAGAAUGUGUUGAUGGUUUCUAUGGCCAGAAUUGUAGUACCCAGUGUGGAAAUUGCCGAGAAGGAAUCUGUGACAAGAAGACCGGAAGUUGUUUAUCUGGCUGCCAAUUAAACUGGAAUGAACCUAUGUGUCAAGAAUGUGUUGACGGUUACUAUGACCAGAAUUGUAACACCCAGUGUGGAAACUGUCGAGAGGGAUUUUGUGACAAGAGGACUGGAAGUUGUUUAUCUGGUUGUAAACACAAUUGGAAAGAACCUUUGUGUCAAGAAUGUGUUGACGGUUACUUUGGCAAGAAUUGUGGUGCUCGCUGUGGAAAUUGUCUUGAAGGGUUUUGUGACAAGAAAAACGGAAGUUGUUUAUCUGGCUGCAAAUUAAAUUGGAAAGAACCUUUGUGUCAAGAAUGUGUUGACGGUUACUAUGGUGAGGAUUGUAGUACUCAAUGUGGUAAUUGUCAAAGUGGACAUUGCGACAAGACGAUUGGACAUUGUCCAUCUGGUUGUAAACUGAACUGGGAAGAACCUUUGUGUCAAGAAUGUGUUGACGGUUACUAUGACCAGAAUUGUAGUACCCAGUGUGGAAACUGUCGAGAAGGACUUUGUGACAAGAAAAACGGAAGUUGUUUAUCUGGCUGUAAACUAAACUGGAAAGAACCUUUGUGUCAAGACUGCGUUGACGGUUACUAUGAUAAGAACUGUAGUACCAGAUGUGGUAAUUGUCAAAGUGGACAUUGCGACAAGACGACUGGAAAUUGUCCAUCUGGUUGCAAACUAAACUGGAGAGAGCCUUUUUGUCAAGAAUGCGUUGACGGUAACUAUGGCCGAGAUUGCAGUUCUAUGUGUGGGAAUUGUCGAGAAGGAUUUUGUGACAAGAAAAACGGAAGUUGUUUAUCUGGCUGUAAAGGGAACUGGGAAGAGCCUUUAUGUCAAGAAUGUGCUGAUGGAUACUAUGAUCAGAACUGCAGAACCCAUUGUGGAAAUUGUCUCAAAGGAUUUUGUGACAAGAUAAAUGGAUCUUGUCAAUCUGGUUGCAAAGGAAACUGGAAUGAACCAUUAUGCCAAGAAUGCGUUGAUGGAUUUUAUGACGAGGAAUGCGGAACAAUGUGUGGGCACUGUCUUACAGGAGUGUGUGACAAGACAAAUGGAACUUGUACGAGUGGAUGUUCACUAAACUGGCAGGAUCCUUUGUGUCAAGAAUGUAUUGACGGAUUUUAUAACCAGAAUUGCAGUAAUCAGUGUGGUAAUUGCCAAAGUGAAUUUUGUGAUAAGAAAAAUGGAAGCUGUAUAAAUGGUUGCAAAACGAACUGGAAGGAACCUCUAUGUCAAGAAUGUAGUGACGGAAUGUAUGACCAGAACUGCAGUACCAAAUGUGGACAUUGUCUAGAAGGAUUUUGUGACAAGAGAAAUGGAAACUGCCUUACUGGUUGUAAAUUGAACUGGAAAGAGCCCCUCUGUAAAGAGUGUGUUGACGGAUUUUAUGACGGGGAGUGCAAUAAACAUUGUGGACAAUGUCUUCGAGGAGUUUGUGAUAAGACAGCUGGGACUUGUAUGAGUGGAUGCUCACCAAACUGGCAGGAACCUUUGUGUCAAGAGUGUACUAACGGAUCUUAUGGCAAAAACUGCAGCACACAGUGUGAAAAUUGUCUUGGAGAUUUUUGUGACAAGGAAAAUGGAACCUGUUUGACUGGUUGCAAAACAAACUGGCAUGGACCCUUAUGUCAAGUAUCAGCUUCAAAACAAGAGGAGGAGGAAAAUGAUACAGCCAUUAUUGGAGGGACUGUCCCGGCAGUCUUAAUUGCAGUUUUCGUUGGAGUUAUCAUAUUAAUAAUAUACAGACGGCAUAGAAACAACGGUGGUAAAGAGGGCCUCAUGGAAAACGAU